Molecule: messenger RNA, 2397 nt
Organism: Fukomys damarensis (Damara mole-rat)
Lineage: Eukaryota; Metazoa; Chordata; Mammalia; Rodentia; Bathyergidae
Gene: Rcn3
Product: reticulocalbin 3
Exons: 7
Coding region: 485-1495 (336 amino acids)
Cellular component (GO): endoplasmic reticulum
Molecular function (GO): calcium ion binding
Source: RefSeq, a predicted model, not a curated record
CUUGGCUGGAGUAUGUUCUGAAUACUUGAAGGAGCAGAAGAGAAGAGUUGCUCCUUCUUGGAGGGAAAGGAAAUGAUAUCUCCAGCCCCUUGGUUCUCCUUAAACCAGCCCCACAAAGGGAAUGGGAGAAAAAUACAUUUCCCAUAAGACUUUGGGGAGAGUGCCCCUGGAGGUGGUCGGACAGGGCGCCCCGAUCCCUGCCGGGAGUUGUGGUUCUUCCAGGCCGCGCCACUCAGUCUUCGCCCACCCGACCUUCCUCCGGCCACCCAGCUUUUCCUUUGUGGACGUGGCGAGGGCGGCCCGCGGCACUCCCGCCGCUCUCUGGCCACGCCCCCAGGGUUCCUCGCCCGCGCUCAUUGGUCGGAGGGCGUGGUCUUGGCGCCACCGGGGUGGGGCCUGGCUGGAUAGCGGCCAAAUUGGGCAUCUUUGAGAGACCGCGGAGCAGAGCGUGGGGAGCAGCGAGAAGCCGGAUAACAGGGGACCGAUGAUGUGGCGCCGGUCAUUCCUCCUGCUGCCGCCUCUGCUGCUGCUGCUGCUGCUGCUGCUCCUGCGGCGCGGGGCUCAGGGGAAGCCACCCCCUGACGCAGGUCCUCACGGCCAAGCCAGGGUGCACCAGGCAGCCCCCCUGAGCGACGCCGCGCAUGACGACGCCCACGGAAACUUCCAGUACGACCACGAGGCCUUUCUAGGACGGGAAGUGGCCAAGGAAUUUGACCAGCUCACCCCAGAGGAAAGCCAGGCCCGCCUUGGGCGGAUCGUGGACCGCAUGGACCGCGCUGGCGAUGGGGACGGCUGGGUGUCGCUGGCCGAGCUUCGUGCGUGGAUCACGCACACGCAGCAGCGGCACAUACGGGACUCGGUGAGCGCGGCCUGGGACACGUACGACACGGACCGCGACGGGCGCGUGGGUUGGGAGGAGCUGCGCAACGCCACCUAUGGUCACUACGCGCCCGGGGAAGAAUUCCACGACGUGGAGGAUGCUGAGACCUAUAAGAAGAUGCUAGCCAGGGAUGAGCGGCGUUUCCGAGUGGCCGACCAGGACGGGGACUCAAUGGCCACAAGGGAGGAGCUGACAGCCUUUCUGCACCCCGAGGAGUUCCCGCACAUGCGCGACAUCGUGAUAGCCGAGACCCUGGAGGACCUGGACAAGGACAAGGACGGCUACGUGCAGGUGGAGGAGUACAUCGCGGACCUGUACUCUGCGGAGCCGGGGGAGGAGGAGCCAGCCUGGGUGCAGACCGAGCGGCAGCAGUUCCGGGACUUCCGCGACCUCAACAAGGACGGGCGGCUGGACGGCAGCGAGGUCGGCUACUGGGUGCUGCCACCGUCGCAAGACCAGCCGCUGGUGGAGGCGAACCACCUCCUGCGUGAGAGCGACCAGGACAAGGACGGGCGCCUGAGCAAGGCUGAGAUCCUGGGGAACUGGAACAUGUUCGUGGGCAGCCAGGCCACCAACUACGGCGAGGAUCUGACACGACACCACGAUGAGCUCUGAGCCCCAGGGUGAGGGAGCGGAUGCAGCUCCUGGCCCGGCUCUCAGGGACCCUCCUGACUCAGCCUCUUCCGGACCCCUGGCCCUGCCCUACCCACCCUGGGCCCCUGGGAGCCCCCAGUGUGGGUGACACUGUUCCCACCAGCAGGGCCUCCGGGGCAGAGUGGGACUAUCACCCCGACUCAGCCGCCGGGAGCCCCACUGACCAAACCCCAAGUCUGAGCCACCCUCACACAGACCCCAAAAAUUCUCUCCCUGGGCCUCACAUCUUUCCCAGGAAGCCUCCCCUCUGCUGGGGCAACAGUAAAAUCCAGCGCUGGGGCCUUGGUGUGUAUCUUUUUGUUGUUUUGAGACAAAACCUCGUUGUGUAGCCCCGGCUGGCCUCAAACUCUGGAGACCCUCCUGCCUCAGCAUCCCAAGUGUGUACCACCAUGCCCUGGGAGGGAGUGGGGGCUGUGACUGAAGGAGGAGCAUGCAGGGUGUUGGGGGACUGAGAUAGGAGGGGACAAGCCUCAGAGGUGGGCAGGAGAUGGGACAGAAGUGAGGAUGUUCUUGGGCACAAAGAAGAAACCCAGCCUUGACGACCAGCGUACAAACAGGAAGCCAGGUGGUCAGCGAGGGUAGGGAUCCAUCAGCAGAAAAUCCUGCCUGAUGAGUGGAAGACAAAGCUACAGUGCAGGGAGGGGUAGUGAGGGCUGUGAUGUCUGGGGCCGCCCACCUUGUGGAGCACAGAGGGGAGCAUUCCAGCCCACAGGAGCAGCCGGUUCAAGGGUCCUGGGGCAGGGGUGGACCUGGUGUGGGGCAACAUCAGCAGGAGGCCAGGAUGGUGCAGCAGAGUGAGGGAUGGAGGGAAGAGAGGAAAUAGGAGGGGUGGACUGUAGCUGGGUGUGGUGGCACAUGCACCU